GUUGACUUUUAAGGCUUGUGUUUCGAGAUCAAUUCCUGGUGCAUACAAAUUGUGUCGACACAGUUCGUGUCGCUGUGUGUCAAUAAGCAGAAAGUUACGGGCAUUGUAGAGAGCUAAUAUAGGACAAUAAUAAACAGAUCGGUAGCUAAGUGGGGAAAGAUCACCGCCAAUUACCGGUGUAUGUGGAAGUAUUAGUCCCAGAAACCUGCUAACUGUGGAUAGGAUAUAUAGUUUUAUUCAAGGAGUGGAUCUAGGGUUUAAUUUUAUUUUUAAAUAGAGACUAAAAAUUAAAUUGCACGAGAAGGAUUGACUAUUUCGACAUGAGUGGACAAUUCGGAGGUUUCAUGUUCUCAUACUACAGUAGAACAAAGCCAAGUUUGUAGAUGAAAAGAGGUUCCAACAUCAUAAUUUUUUUUUAAAGGAUCUAAAACUCAGAGACAAAAAUUGUUAAAAAUGUCUAAGAACGGGUCUCCGAUAGGCACUGAAAAUUACCAUCUAAAAAGCCAGUACCAUGACAACUGCAUACCUCCAGAAAGGCGCCAACAGACCACGCAGACGACGGAGAAGCAACACAAGGAGGGCGACUAUUCUAACUGUGACGCCGUCACGCAGGACAGGAUCUGGAAGCAAAGCGUCGGCAAGGAAGGAAUGUGUCUUAAAAAUUGGGAUGAAAAUUGGGGUUUCCUGACAGAAUUCGAUUCCAAGGGAAACAAAGCUGGAUUUUAUUUGGGGAACCCUAAACCUCGAGAAGAACUUCCAGAAAACGUCACGGUCUUCUCUAAUGCAGUUCCUAAUACUAACUCCGGUAACUAUGGAAACAAGGUCACCUCCGAAAUUGGGGUCAAAAUGCAGAAAUUAGAGCAUCAGUUCUUUGGCGGACAGCGGAAGCGGAAGUUGGGAAGUGAAAUGAUCUGUUAUUGAUGUUGGUUUAUUGUUAGACUAAUAUAUACUGCUGAAUAUUUGGCUAAAUAUUGUGAAUCUGUGAUAAUUUAAGAUAUUUUUUUUUUUAUCAUAAAUAUUAACUUUUCAUAGCUUGUUAUGCACAGGCUGCAAUAUACGAGUUUAUUAUAUAUAUAGAAACUAAGUACCUCUUAUUUGGUAGUUUUACUUUAUAUCUCAGUGUCUGCUGUCUCCCAGUUGUCAUGGAAAUUACAUUUUGAUAGCAUGCAAGUUUUGUAGAUUUACACUAGAUAUCAUAUAUAUACUUCUGAAUCUACUUAAAUGAUUGUGUGAAUGAUUGAUCAAAGUUUUUGUAAGAAUAGUGAAUUUGUUGGGUGUCUUAUUUUAAAAAUUGAAUUCAGAAUUAGUUUCACAUAUUUAGCACUUCAUUGUUAGGUGUGUAGCUCAUGGAAACCAUUAUUUACUCAUAAAUAUCCGAGUGUCUUGAAAAUUAUAUAUCACCAUAUCUGCUAUUAAUUUGUUUCAAGCUUACAUAUGCAAGGAGGAAUACUACAUCAGAGAAAUUUUAUAUGGAUAAAAAAAAAAAUGGAGGAUAUGUACAAUAGUUUGAAAUUUAAGACUUAUAAAUUUACUUUAUUUAGUCAAGAUAUGCAGUUUUAGUAGAAAGUAAUCUUUUUUGUUUAAACCAAUGCACUUACAGACUGAGCUACUCAGCUAGGCAAUUUAAAUCAAAAGGAAAAGAUAAAUAUUGCUGUCAUUUAUAUUUUCAUUCAUGUUUUAAAAAGGAAGUCAGCCAUUAUGACAAUGUAGUAUACCUCCUUAACCCUGUAAUUUGUACAGAGUUGGGCUGCUUUGCAGUUCCCGACAUAUAACUCUAGAUCACUGCCUUUUCUCACUAAAUCUGCCAUUAUCCUGCAGACAGUUGUGCCAAUAUUACACCCCUUCUCAUUAUGACGAUGCAUCAAUUGACUAUCAGAACCUCUAAAAGUUCUGCCAUGUCUGAUUUGAUUGUAUGGUGACAAGAAUGUUUUUUUUUAUUGAACAUAUUUUUUUAAUUGUAUAUGAUAUAUACAAAAGGAUCAGAAGCAAGUUUGUACAUGUUUUUUUUUUUUAUCUCUGGUACAGGAAUUUAUGUAUGAUUGAUGUGUAAAAAUUUAUAUAAAUAUCAAUAAUAAAUCAAUUGUAUACAUA
Molecule: messenger RNA, 2091 nt
Organism: Ostrea edulis (European flat oyster)
Lineage: Eukaryota; Metazoa; Mollusca; Bivalvia; Ostreida; Ostreidae
Exons: 6
Coding region: 454-921 (155 amino acids)
Source: RefSeq, a predicted model, not a curated record